Tuber aestivum (summer truffle) is the source of this 545-nucleotide messenger RNA. NCBI's taxonomy places the organism in Eukaryota, Fungi, Ascomycota, Pezizomycetes, Pezizales, Tuberaceae. The record is from the annotation of a GenBank genome assembly.
AAACCGUGAAAUUAAUGAAAAAGAUAAAAACACCCGCCAUUUAUACUUACCUCGUGGGAAUAAUGCAUGGGAACUCGAAUAAUGGGACCACGUGUUAUGUCGCUGGAGUUGCUACCGCUGGGAUAGUCUCGUGUUUUUUUUUCCCUUUUGCAGUAUUUUUCGCCCCCUUCCCAGAGCUGGGAAUUCUCGGCUUUCGUGUAGCACUGCACAUAGCACACGUUUCGAUUAUCGUGCCAGUACCGUCCCGGUGCUUGAGCUGCCGCUGUAUCCCUGCCUCAUUUCCCCAUCCAUUACUAAUGGCGCGAAUCGUGUGCAACGAUACAGCGCUCCCGCCGCUUCUUGCAAGGCGCGCGAGAAAUCAGAUCACCGGCACGUCGCAUCCAUAUCGCAUCGUAUCGAAAUUUCCGGGGGCGAGGGGAGGGGAGGGGUGACCUCAUCAACGGCCGAUCGGGUGCGCUAUUCUUGGAAUCAGAGAUCUGUCCCAGCUGCGGGGUUUUGUUUGAGGUUCAGCUGAACUUGGCCAAGCACUGUCCUACCCUGACAGG